AAUGAGGACAACCAUAACGUUGUCUACAAACUGGAUAACGGAAUUCCGUUGAACCCAAUCGGCAGGACUGGACUGAGGGGUAGGGGCGCACUGCCCCGUUGGGGACCCAAUCAUUAUGUUAUACUCCUUAUUACGCGAUGGCAUUCGCUUAAGACAUCUGGAAAUGUAUUGGAGUUUGUGGUGGAGAAGACUGAACGUAGGGAUCAAUUGUCGCUACCGGUGCGGUUUAUUGGCGGCGAAUGUCUGUACUUAGACUUACAAUCGUUAUUCAAAACAACUGAAAACUGGACAACAAGUGAUGAGAUGAUCAAAUUUUUUAAGGGCGCGGCCCUCCCGGUGCCUAUACCUCCAUCAGCCAUACAAUCUCCAGUAGGGGAGGUGGCUGUCGACCCGUCCACUGGGCUAUUA
This is a messenger RNA of Oppiella nova, 408 nucleotides long. The record is from the annotation of a GenBank genome assembly. Lineage: Eukaryota; Metazoa; Arthropoda; Arachnida; Sarcoptiformes; Oppiidae.